This is a messenger RNA of Benincasa hispida (wax gourd), 1779 nucleotides long. RefSeq lists its product as uncharacterized. The record is from RefSeq and is a predicted model, not a curated record. NCBI's taxonomy places the organism in Eukaryota, Viridiplantae, Streptophyta, Magnoliopsida, Cucurbitales, Cucurbitaceae.
UUCGGAAUAGCCAUUAACGCUACCUUACCCUCUGCUUUCUUUUUCUGUGGCUUCCUUAUCGUCUACAGUUCAGGAAUUCCCUCAUUCCAGCUUCAUUCUCUCCCAACCCUCUACCUCUUCUUCUCUUCCUAUGCGUUUUCAAUUUCCACAACUUUGCUUCUCGUUUUGAUCCUCUCUUUCUAUCUGCUGCCGGACUAGAAGGGGGCAUGAAUUCCAAUUCAAAGGAAUUAGGUAGUUAUUUAGUUGACCUGCGAGGGGUGUGGACUCUGGAGAAACAAUAGAGGACAAGUCAUUCGGAUGCUGGAAGCCCUAGCUUCUGCCUUUGAAUGUUGUGUCUGAUCACCCGACUCGACAGUUCGCCUUUGUGUGGUUCUGAUUUGUUAUCUGACAGUGUGCAUUGAUUAAAUGAUUUGGUCGUUAAGGUCUAGAAGAUGGCCUUAAUUACCCAUCAUCCUCAGGGUUCUUACGCAGAAUUUUCAUCAAGAUUGUCAUCCUGGAACGGCUCUUUGAAUUUGAAACAUUGUGUAACAUCCAUUCGCACAGUUGGGAGAGCUGAACACCGUACACCAUUGAGGAGCAAUAUUUGUUUAAGUGUAGGGACUCCUCGAUUAUGUGGCUCAAGACCUAAUCUCUUGAAAGUUUCAGCCUUCAAAAGCAGUGCUCGUAUAGAUGAUGAGACAGGUGGGGUAGCAAAUGGAUCCAAGAUUCCCAGCUUUUCUGUAAAGCUUAAAGAUGGCGAUUAUUGUACGGAAACUCCAAAGGCAAACAAUGUUCCACUUUGCUAUGCCUCUGGAGCAAACGAGGAUAUUGCUCCAUCCCCUGCUAUUCAAAAAUUGUUCAAGAAAUGGUUGGAAUUGUUGCGCAGACAACCUGUUAGUCAAGAUGUGGAUGGGAUUCUGGAGGAUCUGCCUUCGGCAGAGAUGUCAGAUACUCAGCAAGAGUCCAAUAAAAAGGAAAGCAGCGAGAUUCUUAGAGGGGUUUGGUUCCACUUUCUGGGACUUAAUGCAGCAGUGAAGAUACCUUUGCUAAUAUUUGUUCCUCUGUACCUGGUGGUCAAUGUGUUUUAUGGGGCUGAAGUUUCAAGAGAAUUGUCUCCUCUUUGGGUUUUGGGCCCCUUAAUGACUGCUUUCUACAUCAAGAUGUUUCACUGGUUGUGUGCACUCUAUAUCUUCAGCUUUAAGCAGACGGCUAAACUAAUAAGAAACUCCCCUGCAUACUACCAGACAGCGCAGCGCUAUAUCAUACAAGGGAAACUUAAAGAAGAGUUCAUAGCUCGUUUCAUGCAACCUAUAAUCAACAUUAAGAAUCUAGACUACAAAGAAGUAUCACAAAGAAAGUUCAUAGAGUUGAGAGAGUGGAUUGUUGAGAAGUAUCUUGACUUUGUGGAAUCAAUUUGGCCAUACUACUGCAGAACAAUCAGGUUUUUAAAGAGAGCUAAUCUGAUUUAGACUACGGUUUGUAUUUUGAGGCAAAUCUUUUCCAAGAGCAAAGGCUAGAUCUGGUUUCUUUCUCACAUAAUCUAUGAAGCAUGAUUCGUUAUUAAAGCAGGGCUGGCCGACCACUUUUAAUGUGGGAUUCUUGGUGUUUAAUGAGCUAAUGAAGGAUCAGAACAACUUGAGUUGUCUGAUUUUUGUGAUUGUUAUGAUGAGGAUGUAAUUUUUUUUUUCCCUUCCCUUCUUGUCCUUUUAAUUGGAAGAGGCCCCACAUUAAUUUGCAUUUUUCCUGUUAUAGUGAUGUAUGUGUAAGCAUUGUCAACUUGAAUGUUACCAUUACGAAUCA